Molecule: messenger RNA, 726 nt
Organism: Solanum tuberosum (potato)
Lineage: Eukaryota; Viridiplantae; Streptophyta; Magnoliopsida; Solanales; Solanaceae
Product: transcription repressor KAN1-like
Exons: 6
Coding region: 1-726 (241 amino acids)
Biological process (GO): abaxial cell fate specification; regulation of DNA-templated transcription
Cellular component (GO): nucleus
Molecular function (GO): transcription cis-regulatory region binding
Source: RefSeq, a predicted model, not a curated record
AUGAUGAAAGGGCUAAAAUUCUCCGAAAAUUCUCCUUCUUUAUCCAUCGAGCUAGGAAAUAGCAAUAGCGAUCAAUCAUCAAUAAGACCAUAUGUUAGAUCCAGAAUGCCAAGACUUCGAUGGACUCAUGAUCUUCAUCGCAGCUUUGUGCAUGCUGUUGAGCGUCUUGGUGGAGUUGAUCGAGCAACACCAAAGAUGGUGCUACAAAUUAUGGAUGUUAAGGGCCUCACCAUUUCUCACAUUAAGAGUCACCUUCAGAUGUACAGAAGCAUGAAACAUGAACAGAUGCAAGAAGCUGCAAGUGGGAGAAAGAGGAACAGAAUUGAUGGUUCAGAUCAAAUGAAUUUUCCACAGGGAAACUUUCUUCAUAGUUACUAUCAUUUCAAUGGCAAAGCCGUGUUUGAUGGCCAUCUUAAUUCGAAUGUAACAACUAACUAUUUGGACAAAAUUGCCUCCGCCCCUACUGUUUUUCCUCCUCCAUGGAAACCUAUGCCAGAGAAGAUGAUGGGAUUGGAAGGACGAUGCUACAUGUUUAGGGAUUUCUUCAAUGGAAGCAUUACUAUUCGAGAUGGAGAUGAUGAGAAUAAAAUAGUACGAGCAUAUGGUACUAGCAAUUUGUCAAAUAAGAGUGCAACUUCAAUGAUUGAAGAGGAAGACUCCCAUAGCACUAUGUCCUUAGAGCUAUCUCUCAGUUCAGAUAUCUCUCUUGACCUCACCCUUGGUUAA